Molecule: messenger RNA, 1681 nt
Organism: Tripterygium wilfordii
Lineage: Eukaryota; Viridiplantae; Streptophyta; Magnoliopsida; Celastrales; Celastraceae
Product: lysine histidine transporter 1
Exons: 8
Coding region: 116-1456 (446 amino acids)
Cellular component (GO): plasma membrane
Source: RefSeq, a predicted model, not a curated record
ACACUCUCUCUCUCUCUGUAAUCCAUAUAUAUAUGGUGCCUGUGUGAGUCCGUUUUUGUCUUGAAAUCCAAAGAGCAAUAAGAAUUUUCUCUGCAACCCAACACAUCGCAGAGAAAUGGUGGGUACUCAAGUUCCAAGUGAUUACAACGAUAAGGUUGAUGAGAAUUUAGCAGAACAGAAGGCAAUUGAUGAUUGGCUUCCAAUUACAUCUUCAAGGAAUGCAAAAUGGUGGUACUCAGCUUUCCACAAUGUCACUGCCAUGGUUGGAGCUGGUGUUCUCGGUCUCCCUUAUGCCAUGUCAGAACUUGGAUGGGGACCUGGAGUGGUCAUAAUGGUGUUGUCAUGGAUAAUAACUCUAUACACACUCUGGCAAAUGGUGGAGAUGCAUGAAAUGGUUCCUGGAAAACGGUUUGAUAGAUACCAUGAACUGGGUCAGCAUGCUUUUGGUGAAAAGCUUGGUCUCUACAUUGUUGUGCCACAACAACUAAUUGUUGAAGUUGGUGUGUGCAUUGUGUACAUGGUCACUGGGGGCAAAUCAUUGAAGAAGUUCCACGAUAUUGUUUGCAGUGAAUGCAAAAAUAUCAAGCUCAGUUUCUUCAUUAUGAUUUUCGCUUCUGUUCACUUUGUGCUCUCCCAUCUCCCCAACUUCGACUCCAUCUCUGGCGUCUCUCUGGCUGCCGCAGUCAUGUCCUUAAGUUACUCUACGAUUGCUUGGUCAGCAGCAGUCCACAAGGGUGUUCAAGAGGACGUGCAAUAUGGGUACAAAGCCUCAACAACAACAGGAACAGUUUUCAACUUCUUGAGUGCAUUGGGUGAAGUGGCUUUUGCAUAUGCUGGUCACAAUGUGGUGCUGGAGAUUCAAGCAACAAUUCCAUCUACACCCGAGAAGCCAUCAAAGAUCGCUAUGUGGAGAGGUGUUAUUGUGGCAUACAUAGUUGUGGCAUUGUGCUACUUCCCUGUUGCUCUAAUUGGGUAUUGGAUGUAUGGCAAUUCUGUUGAAGACAACAUCCUUAUCUCAUUGAAUAAGCCUGUUUGGCUCAUUGCAAUGGCAAACAUGUUUGUAGUUGUUCAUGUCAUUGGAAGCUACCAGAUCUAUGCAAUGCCAGUUUUUGAUAUGAUGGAGACUCUGUUGGUCAAGAAACUGCAUUUCAAGCCCACUAGAAUGCUUCGCUUCGUCGUGCGCAACUUUUACGUCGCUGCCACCAUGUUCGUUGGGAUUACAUUCCCGUUCUUCGGUGGUCUUCUCUCGUUUUUCGGAGGAUUUGCUUUCGCCCCAACAACAUACUUUCUGCCUUGCAUCAUGUGGCUUGCAAUCUACAAACCAAGGAAGUUCAGCCUAUCUUGGUGGACUAAUUGGAUUUGCAUCAUUCUUGGUGUUAUAUUGAUGGUCGUAUCAUCGAUCGGCGGAUUGAGGCAAAUCAUUGUUCAAGCCAAGGAUUACGAAUUCUACUCUUAGACAUCACACCCCCACAGCCGCGCACACGUUCCACAGCUGCGCACACGCCAUAUGAUUAUAUGAAGCAGUUAGUGUCUUGAAGAGGCAAAUUAUUCGGUGAAGAAAGGAAUUGAAGGAUUGAGAUAGUGAUUUGCUAUCGUUGAUUAUAUAGAUGUGUAAUUAUUUUUCUACACCUUUAAUCUUCAUGUUGCUCUUGGUGAAAGUGGGUAUGUUUUACAAUUUUAG